AUGAGUCAAGCCAUUUCAGCUCAGCACCGGACUUAUAGAUCUUCUCCAGCUCACUUGAAGUGGAAGCAUCAUCUCUACAAGAACCUGAAACUUAAGCCUACCCUGUUUGUGGACCAUAAGUGCGUAACCAAUCAGCUUUUGGGUCGAGUUAAUGCCACUACUCGAUCGAGCAUUGAGGAUCGAGUUUCUCCAGCAACAUCCACAGUUUCAAUGGUGUCAAGGUUGAUUUAUACCAAUUCAGGAAAUGCCAUAUUGGCUCUAUAUGCCAAUUCUGUACACAAUCUCUCGAAAUGGCCAAAAAUUGACGGUAACCCAACAGGGGAGGCAAGAGAAAAUACUAUGCCUAAAUUUUGGAAACCUCGUAGCAGGAUACUGAUGACCAAUCAUAUUAAUCGAAUGAAUCCUGAAGAUAGGGUGCCAUGCUUUGCCCUGUCCAAGAAUGAUGCUUAUGUUAUAUCGGCGUCGGGAGGGAAAAUCUCUUUAUAUAAUAUAGUUUACCUUCAAAGUCAAAGCCGAGCUCAAAGCUCAUCAGAAAAGGAUAACUGGCCUUGCCUUCUCUAA
Fraxinus pennsylvanica is the source of this 561-nucleotide messenger RNA. Lineage: Eukaryota; Viridiplantae; Streptophyta; Magnoliopsida; Lamiales; Oleaceae. The record is from the annotation of a GenBank genome assembly.